Cucurbita maxima (winter squash) is the source of this 2959-nucleotide messenger RNA. Its product is annotated as CSC1-like protein At1g69450. Gene Ontology annotation, cellular component: plasma membrane. The transcript is spliced from 11 exons. NCBI's taxonomy places the organism in Eukaryota, Viridiplantae, Streptophyta, Magnoliopsida, Cucurbitales, Cucurbitaceae. The coding region runs from base 494 to 2644 and encodes 716 amino acids. Gene Ontology annotation, molecular function: calcium-activated cation channel activity. The record is from RefSeq and is a predicted model, not a curated record.
CUAUAAUGUUACGAUUAGUAAUUUUCUUUAGGACGAAGUCAAAAUUUACAGAUCGCGCGCUUUUUUCCAUGUGAUCACUAUUUGUUUAAGUUAUCUGUCUCGCAAUUCAAGGUGACUGUGAUUAGGGCAGCGAAUCUUCGUCUUCACGAAAUGAUCUUUACCGCGUAAUUUCGAUUCCGUUCUUGCUGGCUUUUUUUUCAGAUUCAGCUGGAGGGUUGAGAUUCUAUUCCCUUCUGAAACCAUCUUUGUUGUCUUACCUCGUCAAUAUCUCAGCUCGGCCAUCUUUUCUCCAUUUUCAUUUGCUGUUUUCACGACGAAAAUGCAUCUCUGCUCUUGGACCUGAAAAUUCCUAAAAAAUUGAACUCUGAUAGUGAACUGUCACAGUCGAUUACCUUUAUCUUCUUCAUCAAUUUCGAGUUGUCGCUUUUCUGUGGUUCGGCGUUUCAUUAUUUAGCAUACCGUUGGCGAGGCUUCAGAUUUGAGUUGUGGAGCGAUGUUUGUCUCUGCACUUCUAACGUCUGUGGGAAUAAAUUCUGCAAUAUGUUUUUCGUUUCUCGUGCUAUAUUCUAUAUUCAGGAAACAACCGGCUUACUAUGGCAUCUACAUACCACGGUUGGUGGCUGAAGGAAAAACUAAACAGAGAAGUGAUUUCAACCUAGAAAGAUUAAUACCCUCUGCCAAUUGGAUGAAAAAAGCUUGGAUGCUUUCUGAAGAGGAGCUUUUGUCAUCUUCAGGCCUGGAUGCUGUAGUUUUUAUGCGUAUUGUAACUUUCAGCUUAAAAGUGCUUUUAUUUGCUGGUGUCAUUGGAAUCUUUGUUCUCCUUCCAGUGAACUGCUCAGGAGAUCAACUUACGAAUGUUGACAUUGUUAAUAUUUCAAAUAACUCCCUGGACGUAUUUACUAUUUCCAAUGUAAAGGAUGGAUCGCACUGGUUAUGGUUUCACUUUUCAGCUGUGUAUCUCAUCACUGCAUACAUCUGCUCUCUACUUUACUAUGAGUACGACUAUAUUUCUUCUAAAAGGAUUGACUAUUUUUGUUCAUCCAAGCCUUUGUUUCAUCAGUUUACCAUCUUAGUUCGUGCAAUUCCUGCUUCUGCUGGGAGAAACAUCAGUGAUAGUGUUGAGAAUUUCUUCACUGAGUAUCACCCCUCAACUUAUCUGGCUCAUACAGUUGUCCAUCGGACAAGCAAACUUCGAGGUCUCAUUAAUGAUGCAAAGACACAUUACAGAAGGCUCGUCCGCUUACAAUCGAAUCCCUCGCAAAUAAAUUCUAACCGUGGCAGUUGUUUUGGAUUGUUCAGAAGGAAGGUUGAUCUCGUUGAUCGAUAUGGAAAAAGGUUAGGAGACAUAGAACAGCAUCUGAGAUUGGAACAAUCGCAGGUUUCAUCGGCUGGAAAAGAAGUUCCAGCUGCUUUUGUAUCCUUCAAGUCACGUUAUGGUGCUGCAAUCGCUAUGCAUAUGCAACAAUCGAACAAUCCCAUUCAUUGGGUGACAGAACAAGCUCCUGAGCCUCAUGAUGUAUACUGGCCUUUUUUUUCUUCAACAUUUAUGCAAAGAUGGAUAUCUAAGCUGGGAGUUGCGGUUGCAUGUUUCCUUCUUACCGCACUAUUUUUUAUACCAGUUCUCAUUGUGCAAGGACUGACUAACCUUAAUCAGUUACAAAUUUGGUUUCCGUUUCUUAAAAGCAUUCUUACCAUAACAUUCAUUAGUCAAAUAUUAACAGGAUAUCUUCCUAGCCUUAUCCUUCAAUUGUUCCUGAAGAUGGUGCCCCCUGUUAUGGAAUGUCUCUCAUCCAUUCAAGGAUACAUUUCUUUAAGUGACAUAAAAAAGAGUGCAUGUUUCAAAGUAUUGUGGUUCACUAUAUGGAAUGUGUUCUUUGCUACUGUCUUCUCGGGAACAGCUCUGCUUCAACUUUCAUUGGUCUUUGAGCCAAAGACUAUUCCUACGAGGCUUGCUGUGGCAGUACCUGCACAGGCUUCAUUUUUCAUUGCUUAUGUUGUCACAUCGGGAUGGACAAGCUCACUAUCUGAACUCAUCAACCUAUUCGCUCUUAUUAGCAGUCUUGUAACAAAACCUUUCAGUGGAAACUCGGAUGAGGAAUUAGAAGUUCCAUCCAUUCCUUACCACCAGGACAUACCGAGAAUUCUUUUCUUUGUACUUCUUGGUAUCACAUAUUUCUUCCUAGCUCCACUUAUUGUGCCCUUCCUUCUUGUCUACUUCGGUCUGGAAUACAUAGUCUACCGCAACCAGUUUAUAAAUGUGUAUGCACCAAAGUAUGAAACUGGCGGGAAGUUCUGGCCUAUUGCGCACAGUUGCAUUGUAUUUUCUUUAGUACUCAUGCAUGCUAUAGCUGUGGGAAUAUUCACACUGAAGGGGCUCCCUCUCGCAUCAAGUUUAUUGGUUCCACUCCCUAUUUUAACACUUCUUUUCAAUGACUACUGUCGGAAACGGUUCCUACCCAAUUUUUCUGCUUAUUCUGCGGAAACUUUGAUAAAGAAGGAUAGAGCAGAUGAAAAUGAUCCUACAAUGGCUGAAUUUCUAGAUAAAUUGGUCACUGCAUAUGCCGACCCGGCUUUAAUGCCUGUUAGCUUCACUGCAACUGCCGACAGUCUUAGGCGCCCGCUGAUGUCUACUGCUGAAGAUUAAAGAUUAUUGAUGGAUCUUUAGUAACUGGUGGUGCUGUACAUUACAACAUGCAUAUGUGAUCAGGUUAGGCAAACUUGCCUGCUCUUUCGUUGAUAAAGAGUGUCGUUUAAUUUUCAGGACCAUUUAUGUUUUCAAGUUUUUGUAACAUAAUACCAAUAGAAAGAUCGAAUAAAAAGCCUAUAUAUUAUAGGCUGGGUGAGGGUGUUAAGCAUAAAGUAGAGCUGUAUAUUGGAAAGAAAUUGUCUUUCAUUCCGAGUCCUGUGAACGCUGAGGUGUGGCUCUUUUCUAUAGAACUUUAUUAUUGAUUAGAGAAAA